Messenger RNA from Lachancea nothofagi CBS 11611, 294 nucleotides. NCBI's taxonomy places the organism in Eukaryota, Fungi, Ascomycota, Saccharomycetes, Saccharomycetales, Saccharomycetaceae. The record is from the annotation of a GenBank genome assembly.
AUGGAGCCACAAGACAUAUCCACAGCAGCUAAUGUACACCCCGUAGAGCUUUGUGUCUACUCGGUCUUGUCGAACAACCUCGACGGCAUCUAUCAAUCUGUUAAUGAAUUAAGAGAGUCUCAAGCACUUCUCGUGGUAAAACUAAGGCAAAUAAGAGCUUCUUUAAAGGAAGAGCACGAUUUUUAUACUGAAAGCGAGGGACUCAGAGAUGAGUGCAACCGAUUGAAAGAGCUCAAAGAACGGACGGAUGCAUUGGUGGAAAAAUAUAAGGCGCUAUUGAAUGCGUGUUUAUAA